This is a messenger RNA of Aspergillus oryzae RIB40, 1239 nucleotides long. RefSeq names its product serine hydrolase domain-containing protein. Bases 1 to 1239 code for a protein of 412 amino acids. The transcript is spliced from 3 exons. The record is from RefSeq and is a predicted model, not a curated record. NCBI's taxonomy places the organism in Eukaryota, Fungi, Ascomycota, Eurotiomycetes, Eurotiales, Aspergillaceae.
AUGACAGCAAAGGAACAGCAAAUAGAGGCCGCAGUUGCGGCAGGCGAGAUUCCCGGUCUGAUCCUACUUGCUACUGAUACAGCCGACAAGUUCCACUACGAAAGGACUAUUGGCAGUGCGUCCUUGAAACCAGGCGCUGAGCGACCUUUGACACUCGACACGACACUCACUAUAGCGUCGUGCACCAAGAUCAUUACUACCGUCGCAGUGCUGCAAUGCGUCGAACGAGGCCAGUUUGGUCUGGACGAUGAUGUCUCCACUGUCCUUGAUGAGCUUCAAGACCUCAAGAUCCUCAAGGGCUUUGAAGAGGGUACCGAGAAUCCGAUCUUGGUGCCAGCGAAGAAUAAGAUCACGUUACGACAUCUCUUGACACAUUCCUCCGGCAUCGCGUACGACUUCCUCGAUCCUAACAUAAUACGUUGGCGCAUGUCGACGGGUCGCACUCCCGACAUAGGUGAAAGCACGCCACUAUUGCAGCGCACCAAUCUCCCCCUCCUUUUCGAGCCCGGCGAGGGCUUCGUGUACGGCUAUUCGCUCGACUGGGCCGGGAUACUCGUCGCCCGCCUCAACAAUAUCUCCCUAGAGGACUACAUCCAAAAGAACAUUUGCGAACCACUAGCGAUCACAGACUUGACUUUCCACCUGGAGAAGAACGACGAGGUUCGCUCCAAACUAGCCGACUUUAAUUUCCGGUCCGGCGGUAUAACUCAAUUCGGCACCCCGGCAGACCCAAAUGGUUCAAUCUCCUGGACACCAGGGCGCGUAUGGCCGGACCCCGUUGUCGAAGAGUAUGGUGGAUGGGGUGUGUUCACGAGCGGACCGUCAUUUUUGAAAGUCCUUGCCUCUAUUCUGCGCAAUGAUGAAAAGAUUCUGCGCCCUGAUACUGUAGACGAGAUGUUCAAGGAUCAGUUAUCCGCCGCCUCCAAGGAGAUGUUGAAUGCAACACUGUCCAUUCCAGAGAUAAACAAUUUUCUUGGUGGGACACCGUUAGGGCUGCAGAAGACUUGGGGGCUCGGUGGUUUACUCGUCUUGGAAGAUCAUACAACCGGUCAGAAGGCUGGAAGUCUUCGGUGGGCUGGCUUGCCGAAUCUCUUCUGGUGGAUUGAUCGCAAGGUUGGGUUGUGUGGUUUUUAUGCGAGUCAGCUGGUGCCCACUGGGGAUCCGAAGAGCGUUGAGUGGUCUACUGUGUUUAUCCAGGAUAUGUAUGAGAGGGUGGAGGGGUUUGGCGCUCAAGUGUGA